Molecule: messenger RNA, 202 nt
Organism: Funneliformis mosseae
Lineage: Eukaryota; Fungi; Glomeromycota; Glomeromycetes; Glomerales; Glomeraceae
Source: the annotation of a GenBank genome assembly
CACAAAUGGCUAAAGCAAUUCAAAAAAUUUACAAUAAUCCUAAUGAUCCUCUUAACCCACUUGAAGAUUUUAUUAUAGAUAAAGAUAUUGAAUAUAUGGGCAAAUAUGCUAAAGAUUUUCAUUUACCUUUAACUGAUAGAUCUAGAAUAUGGUUUAAAGAACUUCAUAUAAAUGAUGAUAUUUACAAUAACACUCUUACUUA